GCGAUUAUGCUUUUAAUGGCUCCUCCUCUCUUCUCUAUCCCUUAAGCGCUCUCUCUCAAAUCUCAAUCAUCCUUCUUCUCAUCUAGAAACCCCUUAUCUUGGAGUAAUCAGAGAGUUUGAAAACACCAGAAAUCAUGGCGACAGGACCAGUUGUUCAUCCUCAACCAGUUAGAGGUGAUCCCAUCGACCUCAAAAACGCAGCAGCAAAGAAUCGUCGUGCUCUUGGCGACAUUGGAAACGUCGAUUCUCUUAUUGGAGUCGAAGGAGGAAAGCUUAACCGCCCCAUUACUCGUAACUUUCGUGCUCAGUUGCUAGAAAACGCACAAGUUGCAGCCGCCGCUAACAAAAAGGCUCCGAUUCUUGAUGGAGUUACUAAGAAACAAGAAGUUGUAAGAGCGGUUCAAAAGAAAGCAAGAGGUGAUAAGCGUGAGCCGUCAAAACCAAUCGAAGUGAUUGUGAUAAGUCCUGAUACAAACGAGGUUGCUAAAGCUAAAGAGAACAAGAAGAAAGUGACAUACUCUUCGGUUCUUGAUGCUCGAAGCAAGGCUGCUUCUAAGACUUUGGAUAUUGAUUAUGUCGACAAAGAAAAUGAUCUUGCUGCUGUGGAAUACGUUGAGGAUAUGUACAUUUUCUACAAAGAAGUUGUGAAUGAGAGCAAACCUCAGAUGUAUAUGCAUACACAACCUGAGAUUGAUGAGAAGAUGAGAUCAAUCCUUAUUGAUUGGCUUGUAGAAGUUCAUGUCAAGUUUGAUCUCUCCCCUGAGACUCUUUACCUCACUGUCAACAUAAUUGAUCGUUUUCUUUCUCUGAAGACUGUGCCUAGAAGAGAACUACAGCUUGUAGGUGUUAGUGCUUUGCUUAUAGCUUCGAAGUACGAAGAAAUCUGGCCUCCUCAGGUCAAUGAUUUGGUAUAUGUGACUGAUAACUCCUACAACAGCAGACAGAUUCUAGUGAUGGAGAAAACCAUUUUGGGGAAUCUUGAAUGGUACUUGACAGUUCCAACACAGUAUGUGUUCCUUGUGAGGUUUAUUAAAGCCUCGGGUUCUGACCAGAAACUGGAGAACUUGGUUCACUUUCUAGCUGAGUUGGGUUUGAUGCAUCACGACAGUUUAAUGUUCUGUCCUUCCAUGCUUGCUGCAUCAGCGGUCUACACAGCAAGGUGUUGCUUGAACAAGACUCCUACUUGGACUGAUACACUGAAAUUCCACACAGGCUACUCCGAAUCUCAGCUCAUGUUAGUCUUCUUAAUUCUUUACACUAGCAAGUUUGUGAUCAUAUUGUUUGUAUAUUAAUUCUCUAUGUGCGUUUCUGUGUGUAAUCAGGGAUUGCUCAAAGCUUUUAGCUUUCAUUCACUCGAAAGCGGGGGAGAGCAAGCUACGUGGUGUGUUGAAGAAGUAUUCGAAACUUGGAAGAGGUGCUGUUGCUCUGAUUUCACCAGCCAAGUCUCUUAUGUCAUCUGCUCCAUGAACAAGGCUUGAAAGAUGGCUCUCUUGCAAACUCUGCAUUUUAGAUUCUCUAUCUUUUAUCGUUUUAUAUGUAAAGGUAUUGGUUCUUGUUGAGAAAUGAUGUUUCCGUAUGAAUUCAAAAGUAUUAUAAUGAAAUUCUUCUUCUCUUCUAUAAUCAGAAUCGUUUUGGUCCUUUUUCCCAUCAUAUUCU
Messenger RNA from Arabidopsis thaliana (thale cress), 1656 nucleotides. It is a transcript of the gene CYCB1;3, whose product is annotated as CYCLIN B1;3. Gene Ontology annotation, molecular function: cyclin-dependent protein serine/threonine kinase regulator activity. The record is from RefSeq and is marked reviewed. Gene Ontology annotation, biological process: mitotic cell cycle phase transition; response to gamma radiation. Lineage: Eukaryota; Viridiplantae; Streptophyta; Magnoliopsida; Brassicales; Brassicaceae. The transcript is spliced from 4 exons. The coding region runs from base 135 to 1292 and encodes 385 amino acids.